UAAAUCAUUAAAAACUGAACCAGAAAAUGCGAAAGCCUUUGAAUGGAAUAUGAUAAAUGUCGAAGGUAGAAGAUUGUUAAUGAAAAGUGGAUUUAAUCAAAGGUCUGAUGAAUGUUUAGGAAGGAUGGUGGGGCAAAUUGAAGAAAGUAUGGAUAAAGGUGAUGAAAACGACAAAAGCGAUUGUGUGCAUGUGAUAGCCGUAAGGAGAUUUAAAACAAUCGAAAAUGAUAUACAAACCUUAAAAGGAGGCGAUAGAAUGAUGAAAGGUCAAACCGAUCAGAAUAAAUUAUGUGAAGGGCGAUCUUUAAAAAAAGAUGAACAAACCUCUAAGGAGGAGCAUGAAUUAGAAUUUCUGGACAAUGUGGAAAAAUUUUGUCAAAAUCUGAUUAAAACUAAAGAACAAUCAGAGUUAUUGAACCCAGUAUUAAUAAAUGAAGUAUCAAAAACAUUCGCCUUUAGUUUAUCUGAAUUGGAACAUACCGAUUUGGUGAAAUACGAAGUAAGGACUGAGGAUUCUGAAAUACUGCCUAUGAAAUUGAGACCUAUAAGGAUUGACAAUCCAAAAAGGGCUCGAUUAUUUGAAGAACAUUUGAAGCAAAUGAUGAAGUAUAGGUUGCUGGAGGAAGGAAAAGGGCCGAAUGCGUAUCAUUGUUUUCUGGUGGAUAAGAAGGAAGGCAGAACUGAUCGAAUCCGUGCCGUUGGAUAUAUGAAACCAACACAUCAACAUAUAAUAAAG
Dentiscutata heterogama is the source of this 736-nucleotide messenger RNA. The record is from the annotation of a GenBank genome assembly. Lineage: Eukaryota; Fungi; Glomeromycota; Glomeromycetes; Diversisporales; Gigasporaceae.